UAAAAUAGUGAUUAACAGUUUAAUCAACCAAAAGAGAAAGAAUGGUGUACAAAAGAGGAAUUACACGGCCUCUCAAAAGCUACAAAAAGGCCUGGGCACAUGCUUUGGGGACAGGGUAGUAGUAGUAGUAGUGGAAAUCAUGUUGACUCACAGUGUAUCUGCUUCGACCUUCCCACAUACCUGAAAUUUAUUUUUACUCUCUUUCUCUUUAUCUUUAUCUUUUUCUCUUUCUCUUUCAGUUCCCUCCUUCUCUCUCUCUGGUAAGCUUGACCAUACCCAUUUUUUCUUUUUGUUUUUGUCAUUUUCUUUUUGCUGUAUAUGUUGUUUGGUUCCCGAGAAACUGUGGGAAAAGGGGAGAAAACCCGGAAUCAAGGCGCAAAACCAAUCCCUGCCUUGCGGUUUUUCAGCAAACAAACGUGUGUCUAUGUGAAUUCUUCAAAUGGGUUAUUUUAUGUUUGGUUUGUUUGUUUUCUUUUUGUUUUUUUUUUUUUCAUCUUGAAAUGUCUCUUUCAUUUUUUUUAAUCUAUUAAGCGUGGUUUAAGUGUUGGUAAUGUUGAGAGGAAACUCUUAUGAUCCUUUGAUCUGGGUGGUUUUGGAUUGUUUAUUAGUAGCUAAUACGAUUCUGUCUUUCUAUAUUUCUGUGGGUUUUGAAUAUUUUUGCUUGUUUUCUGUUUUACUGUGAGGAAAUUAAGAAAAUAAAGUGAAUGGAGAAGAAGUUUUAUGUGUUCAUUUCCAUUGCUUAUUUAGUUUUUUCUUUAAUUAAAAAAAGAAAAACCGAGGAAGAAUCGAAGACCCAGGAUUUACUCGGUUGAUAUAUUGCAAGGAGCUUCCUUAAGUUGAUUUCCGUGGCUUGUCCACAAAAUGGAAAGAUGGGAAUUUAGUUGUUCCUUUCUUCUCUCUUCCCAUCCAUGUUUUUCGGCAGCCAAACAGAACUUAGAUUUGGUUUGCCCAGAAAUAAUAAUGCUAUUAUUUUUCUGAUUAUAUUUGAAGUACAGACGUGAGUUUUUAUCUGUUUUUUUUUUUCCGGCUACUAAGUCCUUCAAUUUUGUGGUUCUAUUUUUAGAUUGAGAUGGAGUACUACCAACUACUUUUUGCAUUAUCAUUUGGUUUUGUUUCUGUUUUAUUGCAUAUUUGCUGAUACAUAUUGCUAAUUCUUACUUGUUUUCCCUCUGCUUGCUGGUAACCUCGUGCGCAUUUUAUAAAAAAUGAUGAAUGGGUUAAAUAUGAAUUGGCUUUUGUGAAUUAGUGAAAAAAUGAAUUGGCUUUUGGCUGCAAGUUGUUAAAUAUGAUUAAAGUCUGCUUCGUUCUAGUCUUGAUAGGUAGUAACGACACCUUCUGCAACUUCAAUUCUGUUAUGCAAAUGGAGUCUUGGAGCUAUUUAUCUGACGGGAAGGGCCUUAUUUUUUCUGAGGAAAUGGACAUACCUGUUGAUGCUUUUGUGAGAAGUAAAAAAUCAGUCAUGGGAUGGGAUCUUAGACCCUCUUGUAAUUUUGAUGACAAUAGAAUUGUUUCAGAUAGGGAAGCUGGUGAAAGCAUGGAAAUUUACGAUGUAGGUUUUCCUGAUAUGACAAGAAGACCAUUUGAUAGCUCAAAUGCUGGGAUGCUUAGUGGUGAAGUUAAUAGUGACUGUAGUAGACGGGUCACCUCUGCUUGUGUGAUUAACUCAACUUUAUCAUUUGGGGAGGAUGAAUCUGGUUCAAAAAUUUCUAGUUCGCUCAUGAAAUCUUACAGUCAGGAUUCACCACUAAUUGAUUUGAAGCUUGGGAGACUUAAUGAGUCUAGUAACUCACAGAAUGGUAAAGUUUCAAAAGAGAGGUCGGCUGCUUCUUCUGUUCGUCCAUCUUUUCCAGCUAAAAGAGCACGCACAACGAGUUCAUGCUCACAGAUCCCAUUAUGCCAAGUCUAUGGCUGUAACAUGGAUCUCAGCUCCUCGAAGGAUUACCACAAGCGGCAUAAAGUUUGUGAGGUUCACUCAAAGACUGCCAAAGUUAUUGUUAAUGGCAUCGAGCAGAGGUUUUGUCAGCAGUGCAGCAGGUUCCAUUUGCUGGCUGAAUUUGAUGAUGGUAAGCGAAGUUGCCGUAAGCGCCUUGCAGGUCAUAACGAGCGCAGAAGGAAGCCUCAGUUUCAUACACUUUCUGGUAAACUGCAUAAGCAACUGCAGUCAUAUCAUGGUACUGAAUUUUUGGGAACUUCCGUAGCCAAAGGAGCGGCAUUUCUUUUGCCUGAUAUAUUUCCUGGUGGCAUCUCAUUCCAAGAAAGGAAACAAUAUGGCCCUGUGAUCCCUACAUCAAAAACUGAUGACUGCAGUGGUUCUACUACAGUGUCAACCAUUCAAGAAAUAUCUGGGGUGUCACAUUCCAGCUGUGCUCUCUCUCUUCUGUCAGCUCAAUCACAGGACUUGUCAAGCCAGGUGGCAGGAAAUCCAAAUGCUAGGUCCUCCAUCAAUCAAGCCAAUCAUGCACCAGGAAGUUUGGGUCAAAAUUUUGACAUAACUUUGGGCUCACGUCUUAUUGAGAAACAUAUACCAACUGGAUUUUGUUUAUCAAGAGGUAACUUUGUGAAC
This is a messenger RNA of Carica papaya (papaya), 2563 nucleotides long. Its product is annotated as Squamosa promoter-binding protein-like (SBP domain) transcription factor family protein. Lineage: Eukaryota; Viridiplantae; Streptophyta; Magnoliopsida; Brassicales; Caricaceae. Gene Ontology annotation, molecular function: DNA binding. The record is from RefSeq and is a predicted model, not a curated record. Gene Ontology annotation, cellular component: nucleus.